GACGUGGACAUGGACACGCAGGAGAUGCAGGAAGCAUCACAGGCGCAGACGCACCAAAGCUCGGAUAUCGGAGAUGUCAACCAAGAUGGAAAGGCCGUAAGCUUCGACGACGGUCAGAUUGAGGAGCCCGAAGAGGUGGCAAGCAAGCAGGGCAGAGGUGUGGCCCGAAAGGGCACGGGGUUCCUGCAUGCAGAAGAUGUGCAAAACCUCGUCGGGGAGGAGGACGAAGAAGAAGAGGCCGGCAGCGAAGAACGACGACCUGUGUCUUUUGCCAUACCUGACAAGUGCCAUGAAGAUCUUGGCUUUGAGGCUGGAGAAAGGGAAAGUGAAAGUGGGCCAGUGGUUCGCAGGGGCACGGGCUUCGUGAGUGCGGCCGACCUACCCUCGGACGAGGAGGAGGAGCCUGACUCCAAAAGGCAUGUGGCCUUCGAUCCCUCAUCGCAGGCUGGCACAGAUGCUGGGCCAGCAGUGCGGCGCGGCACUGGUUUCGUCGGCGUAGCAGAGUUGCCUUCGGAUGAUGAGGAGGACGACGAGCCUGCAGGACAUCGUGUGGCCUUUGACCCCGGCACACAG
Symbiodinium necroappetens is the source of this 573-nucleotide messenger RNA. The record is from the annotation of a GenBank genome assembly. Lineage: Eukaryota; Dinophyceae; Suessiales; Symbiodiniaceae.